Pseudovirgaria hyperparasitica is the source of this 1233-nucleotide messenger RNA. RefSeq lists its product as uncharacterized. The record is from RefSeq and is a predicted model, not a curated record. The transcript has 2 exons. NCBI's taxonomy places the organism in Eukaryota, Fungi, Ascomycota, Dothideomycetes, Acrospermales, Acrospermaceae. Bases 102 to 1139 code for a protein of 345 amino acids.
CGCCUAGACAGCAAACAAAGUAUUGAAAUACAUUUUCCCGCUCGAAGUCCUAGUCUUGGCUUUACUUCGUUCAGCACAGUUUUCACUGAAACUCUCUGAAGAUGAGGAUCUGCUAUCACUCGCUUUUGCUUUCAAGUGUGUUAGGCGGUGGCCUUGCUGCAAUGGAUUUUGAUACGGGUCUUGGCAUCUCUCUGUCGAGCGGCUAUGCGACUAUCAGCGCACGUCUCAGAGAUGGAGCGUAUCUUGACAUUGCCAAGAUUGAAGGUAGUGAGAGAUACAAAACAUACAUGCUUGGUCAAAAUGAAGAGCCAACCGGCGACAUCAUUUCAUCAAAGUACUGUCUAUUUUCACAACAAAUUUGCCAGAAGUACUGGCCCUUGAAGCGUGUUACCAAGCCACAAAGCGCUCUGGCACCCAUAAUUCAAGCGCUCGUAGCUGCAGCUGGGUCCACACUCGACAGCAGCAUAAACUCCAUAGCCGUAUCUGCAUCCGAUCUGAAAACUAUCAACCACGAAGUGGCACUUCGCGACGUUCAAGCGGCGCUCAGCAAAGUCCGUGUCUUCAACUGGAAGCGCCUUGACCACGUCGCGCAUCAGCUCGUCCCAGCACUCGAUCUCCAAGGCCGAUGUUCUGAUCCCUACAUCCUACCAGAGGAUCCCAGAUACCACGCAGAUCCAGCGCAAGUAAUACUGACACUUGACUACACCCGUCAGUCGUUGGCGGCCGCAUUCUGGGAUGAGGAAUGCGGCGUCUUAUCGCAACGCAGCGCGCUUCAUACACCCGAACUCGGCCACGAUGGACUAGAGUCGUGCAGGAGAAAUGAAAAGGACGUCAAAGUCUGCAACGAGGGUUUCAAGACGGCGCUGCUCCAGAUGCUUGGCAAGCCGGACUCAAAUGAUACUAUCGGAGCCGUCUUGGUGAUAGGAGAAUAUGCAAAUGAUGAUGGUAUGUUAGCACUUCUGCGCAGCACUCUGAAGGAGCGAUUUUCCAACGGCGGAUCUAUUGACUUGGCGCUCAUACGUGAACUUGCCACCGAGGCAGCAUAUGCUGGCUCUCGAGCAUCAGCGUGGGCUGAAUGGGGUGCGAAGUCCGCCACGCGGGGAGAAGAGGAGCAUGUAGCUGCGAGAGAGCUUAAAUAGAUCAUAAACGUAGCCAGUAGUUAGGGACUACGCUUUUGCUGAUGUCCUGGUGUUCGUUUCCAGUGCCAGCAACAGUCCAGUAAUUGGAAAGACU